This is a messenger RNA of Yamadazyma jaroonii, 2310 nucleotides long. The record is from the annotation of a GenBank genome assembly. Lineage: Eukaryota; Fungi; Ascomycota; Pichiomycetes; Serinales; Debaryomycetaceae.
AUGGUUAAGAAAUUCAAGAACAAGAGCAAAUCUAAACAACAGAAAGCUCAUCUCCGUAGAAAAGAGGAACAGGAGUUACAAGAAUUAGAAAAGAGAAUAGAAGAAUAUGAUACCACUGACGAAGCUACCAUUACCAAGAUUUCACAAUUCAAAGAAUUACCAAUAUCAUCUGACACAUUGAAAGGUUUAACUGAGGCAAGUUUCGUAUCCUUAACUGAUAUUCAAAAAAGAUCAAUUCCGUUCUCUUUGAAAGGAGAAGACAUAUUAGCAACGGCAAAGACAGGAUCAGGAAAAACAUUAGCAUUUUUAAUACCAGUUGUCGAAUCGCUUUUACGUAAUAAAAUUACUGAAUUCGAUGGUUUAGCAGCUUUAAUCAUAUCACCAACUAGAGAAUUGGCAGUGCAAAUUUUCGAAGUGUUAACCAAGAUCGGUAAGUAUAACCAAUUUUCUGCCGGUUUGGUCACUGGUGGUAAAGAUGUUAAAUACGAGAAGGAAAGAGUUUCAAGAAUGAAUAUUCUCGUUGGUACACCUGGUAGAAUUUCACAACAUUUGAACGAAGCUGUCGGGAUGGAAACUUCUAAUUUACAAGUUCUAGUAUUGGAUGAAGCUGAUAGAUGUUUGGAUAUGGGUUUCAAAUCCCAAAUAGAUAAUAUUAUUGGCCAUUUACCACCAACGAGACAAACUUUAUUAUUUUCAGCUACACAAAAUGAAAAUGUAAAAGAUUUGGCAAGAUUAUCUUUAACAAACCCUAGAAAAAUUGGUGUCUCUUCUGAUACUGAUGUUUCAGCUACUCCCGAAUCUUUGGAUCAAUAUUAUAUAAAGGUACCUUUGAACGAUAAAUUGGAUGUAUUAUGGUCAUUUAUAAAGUCACAUUUAAAUUCCAAAAUAUUGGUAUUCUUCUCAUCAUCCAAACAAGUCCAAUACACCUACGAAACCUUCCGUAAAUUACAACCGGGUAUGUCGUUGCUUAAAUUGUAUGGUCGUCACAAACAGACCUCUCGUUUAGAGACAACUGUUAAAUUCUCUCAGGCUCAACAUGCAUGUCUUUUUGCAACUGACAUUGUUGCUAGAGGUCUUGAUUUCCCUGCUAUUGAUUGGGUUAUUCAAGUUGAUUGUCCUGAAGAUGCUGCAACUUACGUGCAUAGAGUCGGAAGAGCAGCAAGAUUUGGUCGUGAAGGUAAGUCAUUACUUAUGUUGUUACCAUCAGAAGAAGAGGGAUUUUUGAAGAGGUUGAAAACUAACAAGAUCGAACUCAAGUUCAUGAAUAUCAAACAAAAAUCAAAGAAGACCAUCAAACCUCAAUUACAAUCAUUAUGUUUCAAAGACCCAAUGUUGAAGAAUUUGGGACAAAGAGCAUUCAUAUCAUACUUCAGGUCAGUUUACAUCCAGAAAGACAAAGAUGUUUUCAAAGUAGAUGAACUUCCAACUGAAUCUUUUGCUUCUUCCUUGGGAUUACCAGGAGCUCCUAAGAUCAAAAUGAAAGGGGGCCAAAACAAUAAAGAGAAGAAAAAUCAAUCAAGAAAAUUGACCCAAUUGUCUAAGACCAACGAGGAUGGAGAAGCUAUUGAAGAAGAAGAUGACAAGAAAGUCAGAACCAAAUACGACAGAAUGUUUGAAAGAAAGAAUCAAACAGUUUUAUCUGACCAUUAUUUGAAUAUGACAGGGAAUAAAAAGAGCGCCAAAGAUGUAGAUGACGAAGAAGAGGAUGAUUUCAUGGUUAUUAAACGUAAAGAUCAUAACUUAGUCGAGGAAGAAUUACCAGAUUUGAGUAUACCUACUUCAAAAAGACAAGCAAAGAAAGCUCUUUCUAAGAAAGCUAGUCUCGCUGGCAAGGGUAAUCCUACAAAGUUGGUGUUCGAUGAUGAUGGAGAAGCUCAUCCUAUCUAUGAGUUAGAAGAUGAAGAAGACUUCAAAAAAGCAGGAGAUUCAAAGAAACAAAAAGAAGAUUUUGUCAACAAAGAAGCUGAGAUUAUGGAUGUUGCUGAUGUUAAAGAUAAAUUGACAGCCAAGGAGAAAAGAGACGAAAAGAAAAGAAGAAGGAAGGAAAUGGAAAGAUUAGCCAGAGAGGGAGAUGAAGAUGAUAGCGGUGAUGACGAAGAGGUAGUUUAUACUCUCGGUGAUGCAGACCUUGACCAAGACAUGCAAUAUUCCGAUGAUGACGAAGAACCAAAACAAAAGAAACCUAAAUGGUUCCAAACCAAUGACGAAAAAUCUGACACUAGGGCUCAAUCUGAAGAAUUCAUUGAAGUUAAUGAACCAGAAACUUUGGAAGACUUAGAAGCAUUGACCAGCAGAUUAAUUAAUAAUUAG